This is a messenger RNA of Durusdinium trenchii, 1290 nucleotides long. NCBI's taxonomy places the organism in Eukaryota, Dinophyceae, Suessiales, Symbiodiniaceae. The record is from the annotation of a GenBank genome assembly.
AUGGCAGCAGAACGUGAUGUGCGAUGCUUGGGGAGCAGCUCGAUCAAUGACCUUUUCUGCAAGGAACCUGUGGCGGGAUUGGAGGGGGCACAAGAUGUUACGGCUGAGAUUUUGCGCCCCAGAGUGGAGAAGCCGGAAGGGCCUUUGCUUGAAGCAUCAGCUGUUUCUUUGCCAAAGGCAGCUGUGGCGGGCUUCCAAUGCUGGAUGGCCAACACACCCGGACUGGUUGGAUUGAUGCUUGGCAUGCCUCACCGGCAACACCAUGGUCGUGUAGCUUGCACCUCGCUGAUCGUGGGAACAAGUCUGGCGGAUCUUCUGGCAGAUGCACGAGUGGCCAAGGCUUGCGAAGAAGAAGGAGCUCGUAUUUGCGGGGCAGUGAUGGGAGAAGAAGAAACGCCACGGAGCUGCGCCAAACAAUUUCUGGUGACUCUGCUGGAGAAGGGUUUGGAUCCUUCCAUCGUGGUUUUUGUAGCUUGUGUUCCCACCACUCUUGAGGUACCAGAACAUGACUUGAAUUGCGUGUCCUGCGCCAAGCUCACUCCACAUGAAGACGGGUUUCACAUGAUGGCUUUGUCUCCUACGUUCAGCUACAUGAAGGGGAAACGCCUCGGCAACAUUUGCUGGGUCCAGCACCUUCAUCUAUCAAAGCGGGAUCACAUCUACCAGACCAUUGUGGGCACAGUCGUGAAGAAGGCAAUGGAAGUGGCAGAGGUCAAACCAACAGUCAAGCUGGUCCGGUUUGAAAUCAUUGGAGUAGCGGGUGAUGGUCGCUGUGGGUGGCGUGCAUUGCUGGCCAGCGCAAACACCGAAGGGUAUUUGCGUGUACCGAGGAACAGCGCGCACUAUCCAUUGAACCCACGGCAAAACCAGCAGGAAGUUCAGGAGUCAAAAGAGUUGUGUGCCGAUGUUUGUGAUUGGGCUUGGGAGCGCUGGCCUUCUUGCCGUCCCCACGUGGAGAGGGUUCGAGCAGACAACGCAUUCUAUGUUCAGGACUUGUCAUGGAUUGCCGGCGCAUUGGACAUCAAGGUGCGGUGCACCAUAAGGCCCGAUGUGCACCAGGCGAUCAAGGAAGACUUUCCGGCUCUUCUUCAAGAUUGCGUCUUGGGCCACGCCACAGCUCCUGUCACGGCUCAUUUGUUCUUCUCUUGGGCCACAGACUCCACAGGGGAAAAAACCUUUGGCCAUUUCGAUCUCCUUCGCCCUACAUCAGAGCCCAUUUUUGCGAUGGAACUGGCAGAGGAUGAGAUAGAAGAGUCGCUCAAGGAGACCACGACUGAAAUGAAUGAGGAG